CACAUGUAUAGAUCUACAAAACGUGGUUAAUGUGUGACAUCCUCGUUUUGCAAUACCUCUUUGCAUUUUCCUGUUGACGACAUACAAAAACACAAAAAGACCAUGCCUAAGGAAAGAGUCGCAAAGAAAUCUAGGGUGCAUCAAGAGGUCCAGAAGCAAGGUAUCAACUUUAACAAAGAUUUUGGACAGCAUAUCUUGAAAAACCCACUGAUUGUGAACAGUAUGGUUGAAAAGUCAGCACUCCGACCAACGGAUGUGGCAUUGGAAGUUGGUCCUGGAACAGGAAAUAUGACGAUGAAAUUACUGGAAAAAACAAAAAAGGUUAUAGCCUGUGAAAUAGAUCCUAGGAUGGCAGCUGAGCUACAAAAGAGGGUCCAAAGCACGCCGGUACAGAAUAAACUACACCUGAUUGUAGGAGAUGUGCUGAAGACUGAAUUACCAUUCUUUGAUAUCUGUGUUGCAAAUUUGCCCUACCAGAUUUCUUCGCCAUUUGUGUUCAAACUUUUGCUACAUCGCCCUUUUUUCAGGUGUGCUGUGGUGAUGUUCCAAAGAGAAUUUGCUCAGAGACUUGUGGCUAAGCCAGGGGACAAACUCUACUGUCGUCUGUCUGUCAACACACAGCUCCUGGCCAGAGUUGAUCACCUGAUGAAGGUUGGCAAGAACAACUUCAGACCACCACCAAAAGUAGAGUCAAGUGUUGUCAGGAUUGAGCCCAGAAACCCUCCACCUCCCAUUAACUUUCAGGAGUGGGACGGAUUAGUGAGAAUAUGCUUUUCUCGGAAAAACAAAACUAUUGGAGCUGCCUUCAAGUUUAAAACAGUCCUGGAACUGCUGGAGAAGAACUACAGAACCCACUGUUCUUUACAUUCAAUUCCCGUACCAGCAGAUCUUGAUGUAAAGUCCAAGAUAAAUGAUCUUCUAACGGAAAAGGAGUUUGAAAAGAGACGUGCUCGAACCAUGGACACUGACGAUUUUCUUGGAUUGUUAAACUGUUUUAACACAGCUGGAUUCCACUUUUCUUAACACACCUACCAACAAGUGCUGAGUACUUGAUAACCAAAUGAACAUUUAGUGUUCGGAGGAACCUACAACAAUUCUGCCAAAGGUGUGGACAGGGCAGUAGUAAAUAUCUAGUUCUGCUGUGAGUGGCUGCUGGAUUUUAAUACCGGCGUACACACUUGGACAUUAAUGCUCACACUGAUGCUGGUACAACAUAAGCAUCUUGAAUUUCCUCUGCAACGCUGGCUUCACAUUUCUGAGUUGAAAAACAUUGUUUUCAGGAAUGUUAAAAAACGUCUGGAAAUCUUCUUUUUUUAAGACAGAAAAUGGGGAAUAUUUCAGAAAAAGUUAAUUAUUACUUCCCUGCAAAUAACAUCAGGUGAAUAGUAGUCGUUGUAUAAAUUAGUUUAAAGGUGGAGAAGAAUUGUACGGUUUCCUCUGAGGAACAGUAUUAAAAUAGGAAAUUUCUCAACCAUAUUUUUACUCUUGAAUGAGAGUGCAAAUUUUUACACAUCAGGAAUAUCAAUUAUUGUGUAGUAUACAAUUUUGAAAGCAAUGGCAGUGCAAAUUUAAUAUUUGGCAAUUCGUUUAAUUGACUAGAGGAUGAAAAUUGGUCUUCAAUGAUAUUGCAGUUUACAGCAGUCAGAUUUCCAUUUGACAUUCUACAGUAUUUGUAUGUGCCCUCGUAAUACUUGAGGUGUAUUGCCCUCAGAUAAGAUAUACCUGGUAUAGACCAGACAUGCUGUACACCUGAUGUGUUAUAUUGCCCUUUGAUAAGAUAUCCCUGGUAUAGACAAGAUAUACUAUACACCUGAUGUGUUAUUGCCCUCAGAUAAGAUAUCCCUGGUAUAGACCAGAUAUACUGUACCCCUGAUGUGUUAUAUUGCCCUCAGAUAAGAUAUACCAGGUAAAGACCAGUUAUACUGUACACUUGAUGUGUUAUAUUGCCCUCAGAUAAGAUAUACCUGGUAAAGACCAUAUAUACUAUACACCUGAUGUGUUAUAUUGCCCUCAGAUAAGAUAUACCUGGUAAAGACCAUAUAUACUGUACACCUGAUGUGUUAUAUUGCCCUCAGAUAAAAUAUACCUGGUACAGUGUAUAGACCAUAUAUACUAUACACCUGAUGUGUUAUAUUGCCCUCAGAUAAGGUAUACCUGGUAGUGUAUAGACCAUAUAUACUAUACACCUGAUGUGUUAUAUUGCCCUCAGAUAAGGUAUACCUGGUAGUGUAUAGACCAUAUAUACUAUACACUUGAUGUGUUAUAUUGCCCUCAGAUGAAAUAUACCUGGUAUAGACCAUAUAUACUAUACACCUCAGAUAAGGUAUACCACUGUCAGAAUCUACUUAUCUUCACAUACAGCAAGGGAAUCAAUUGCUAUAUGCUUUAUUGAUUACUUGAGCCUUUUCAUGUAAUAAACUGUAAGUGCCAAAAAAGAAUUGGUUGUGUACAUAAUGGUGGUGAACUUAUUACUUCCCUUUAGCUGUAAUCAGUCUUAAUUUCACAAAUGUUCGACAUAAAUAAGGAUUCCCCUAUGGAUUAAUGUGGCAAUAAGCCCAUGCUUGGUAAUAAAAUGACCAGUAUAUAUUACAGUUAGAAAUGCCAACAAGAGCUUUUCAGUGUCCUGUAAUAAGCCCAUCCCCUACUUUCAGUCAGAGAUUAUGUGUUGGUUUCCCCUGGCUUAUUGCAGUAUAAAUACGAAAACUCCAUUAAACUUUCGCUUAGAAAACUUUUAAGUAAUUUUCGUAUGUUAUGUAAUGAUUGUGACACUAUAUAUGUUCAUGUAUGUUAUAAUAAAUGAAAGAAAACAAGACUAUUUAUAAAGUAAAAUGAGUGAAUUUGAAGACAAAAUAGAACAACAAAUAAUCAUCAUAUGAAAUAUUAAACCUUAUAUUUGUCAGAGGCAUUAUUCACAUUAAACAUAACAAAUUUGUCUUAUAAGCUAUGUUAUUGAAAUUUUCUAUGUGGAUUUUAGAAGUGUCUUCUCUGUGAUAGAUUGAAUGACAUGACCUUUUGAUAGCAAUUAUGAGUUGAUGAGAAUGUGUGUGAAAGUUAUGGAAUGAUUGUGAUAAACUUUUGUUUUGUUAAUGAAUAGAAGGGAUAUAUAUGUGUUACUGUACUACUGAAUAAAUGUUGAUUAAAACUGUUGGUGCUGUUCUGUUAACUUUAGUGCUGUAAUACAUUAACCAUUCAAUGAAUCUGUUGAUUUAGAUUUUCACCACACUUGCAAUAAAAUGCUUCUCUCAAACUUGGGGGUGAAAGUGUUAUCAGUAUAUAGAGUGGUUACCAUGGCCUGGAUCCAGGUUUGUCGAAACAUUAAUUGAUGUGCAAAUUUUCCAAAGAGAAUACAUAACUUUUA
Mizuhopecten yessoensis (Yesso scallop) is the source of this 3358-nucleotide messenger RNA. RefSeq names its product probable dimethyladenosine transferase. Gene Ontology annotation, biological process: rRNA methylation. Gene Ontology annotation, cellular component: mitochondrial matrix. Gene Ontology annotation, molecular function: rRNA (adenine-N6,N6-)-dimethyltransferase activity. The record is from RefSeq and is a predicted model, not a curated record. Lineage: Eukaryota; Metazoa; Mollusca; Bivalvia; Pectinida; Pectinidae. The transcript has 12 exons. Bases 103 to 1023 code for a protein of 306 amino acids.